AUGGCGGGCGCACAUCAUUUCCAUAGUAAUGGUGAGCAUGGCAGAGCCCCCACACCCAUCGUGGUUCCUGGGCCCAGAGACUGCUUGGGUCCAGCCACAGAUGUGGACUUUGCAGCCUUGAAGGCAGUGGUGAGGCUUGCUGAACCAUACCUCUGUGACUCUCAAGUGAGCACUUUUACCAUGGAGUGCAUGAAGGAGCUCCUCGAUCUGAAGGAACAUCGGCAUUAUAACAUUCUUGAAGACCAAGUUUCAUCAGGACUUAUUGUUGACUACCACAAUCUGUUGUCUCAAUGUGAGGAGAGUUACAGGAAAUUUUUAAAUCUGAGAAGCAGUUUUUCAAAUUGUAACUCUGAUUCCCAGCAGGAAAAUAUCUCUGUGGUGGAAGGGUUAAACUUUUAUUCAGAAAUGAAACAGUUGAAACAAAAGCUGAAACUCAUUAAGAAUCCUUUGUUGAGGUAUGUGUUUGGUUAUCAGAAGAAUUCUAAUAUCCAAGCAAAGGGUGUCCAUUCCAGCGGUCAGAAGAUCACUCACGUGGUUUCCUCCACUAUGAUGGCUGGUCUCCUGCGGUCCCUGCUCAUGGACGGGCUUUGCCAGGAGCCCGGUGAGGAAGGAAGAGAAGUUCAGUUCCGUAGUGAUCCACUAUCUGCUAUAAAUGCCUGCUUCGAAGGUGACACUGUUAUUGUUUGUCCUGGCCAUUAUGUGGUACAUGGCACUUUCUCCAUUGCUCACUCCAUUGAGUUGGAAGGAUAUGGCCUACCAGAUGACAUUGUGAUAGAAAAGAGGGGCAAAGGGGACACUUUUGUGGACUGCACCGGUGCUGAUAUUAAAAUCUCAGGCAUAAAAUUUGCUCAGCACGAUGCUGUAGAGGAAAUCUUAAUUGUUCACCGUGGUAAGACUACGCUGGAAAACUGUGUGCUGCAGUGUGAGACGACCAGUGUCACAGUGCGGACAUCGGCAGAAUUUGUAACAAAGAACUCGGAUUUCUGUGGCGCCAAGGUAGAAGCUCUUGGAGAAGUAGUUUGGGUUUAA
This is a messenger RNA of Cercocebus atys (sooty mangabey), 1029 nucleotides long. RefSeq names its product SHC SH2 domain-binding protein 1-like. Gene Ontology annotation, biological process: fibroblast growth factor receptor signaling pathway. The record is from RefSeq and is a predicted model, not a curated record. The transcript is spliced from 8 exons. Bases 1 to 1029 code for a protein of 342 amino acids. Lineage: Eukaryota; Metazoa; Chordata; Mammalia; Primates; Cercopithecidae.